Microtus oregoni (creeping vole) is the source of this 1498-nucleotide messenger RNA. It is a transcript of the gene Nfkbid, whose product is annotated as NFKB inhibitor delta. Gene Ontology annotation, molecular function: protein binding. Bases 65 to 1465 code for a protein of 466 amino acids. NCBI's taxonomy places the organism in Eukaryota, Metazoa, Chordata, Mammalia, Rodentia, Cricetidae. The transcript has 12 exons. The record is from RefSeq and is a predicted model, not a curated record. Gene Ontology annotation, cellular component: nucleus. Gene Ontology annotation, biological process: regulation of gene expression.
UCGUGGAAACCGGACUUCCAGGUCCCCAAGAAGGAGACUGAGGAUCCGAACUCCUGAGUUCUGGAUGAGUGGAUGCCGCAUCUAUGGGAUGCAUGGCCAUCUGCGGGAUGUGAGUCGGACUGAGCGCAGCCACUGUCCAACCCAGACGGUGAAGAAGCUCUUGGAAGAACAGAGGCGCCGUCAGCAGCAACCUGAGGCUGGUGGGGUACCGGGACACUUCUCCCCUCCCCUGGCCCAGCCACUGACCCCAUCUGUGAAGGAGGCAGAGGCAGGCCAUACUCACUUCCCGACCUUCGAAGAGACUGUGGAUUCAGGACCUGGCAACCUGGCUCCUCCUCCUUCAGGCUUUCUAGACUGGGACCCUAGCACCCAUGCUGCCUACACAGACAGCUCUUGCCCGUACUCUGUUGCCGAAGGCUUCCUGACUCCUGACUUCUACCCACCGUCAGACCCGGGGCGCUCAGGCCCAUUUCCUCUGGGGAUGGAGGACUCUCUGGAUACCCGGCUGUAUCCAGAACCUUCCCUGUCACAGGUAGGACCCUGGAGAGUCUCUAGCGUCCCCCCAGGAUCCCCACAGUUGCCUCCAUCCACUGGACCCUCCCUGGAGACAGCCCGAGCUCACAUACUGGCUUUGGGGCCACAGCAGCUGCUGGCCCAGGAUGAGGAAGGAGACACGCUCUUGCACCUGUUUGCUGCUCGGGGACUGCGCUGGGCAGCGUAUGCUGCGGCAGAGGUGUUACAGAUGUACCGACAGCUGGAUAUUCGUGAGCAUAAAGGCAAGACGCCGCUCCUGGUGGCAGCUGCUGCCAACCAGCCCCUGAUUGUGGAGGACCUGCUGAGCCUGGGAGCGGAGGUGAAUGCUACUGACCAUCAAGGCCGUUCUGUCUUGCAUGUGGCUGCCACCUAUGGGCUCCCAGGAGUCCUUUCGGCCGUGUUUAAAUCGGGCAUUCCAGUGGACCUGGAAGCCAGAGACUUCGAAGGCCUCACCCCUCUCCACACGGCCACCCUGGCUCUCAACGCUGCUAUGCCCCUACCUAGCGUCUGUCCGAGGAUGCUGAGUCCCCAAGCCCGAGACAGACUGGCUUGUGUGCAGAUGUUGCUGCAGAUGGGUGCCAGUCAUACCAGCCAGGAGAUCAAGAGCAACAAGACCAUUCUGCACUUGGCUGUACAGGCUGCCAACCCUACCCUGGUUCAGUUGCUCCUGGGGCUGCCAAGGGGGGACCUGCGGGCCUUUGUCAACAUGAAGGCCCAUGGGAACACAGCCCUCCACAUGGCAGCGGCCCUGCCCCCUGGACCACCCCAGGAGGCCAUCGUGAGGCAUUUGCUGGCUGCUGGAGCAGACCCCACACUGCGCAACCUGGAAAAUGAGCAACCCGUUCACUUGUUGCGACCUGGGCCGGGCCCUGAGGGGCUCCGGCAGCUGUUGAAGAGGAGCCGUGCGGCACCCCCAGGCUUGUCCUCUUAGGACUGAAAUCCAGAACCUGGACUGAUUUUUCCA